This is a messenger RNA of Zootermopsis nevadensis, 1672 nucleotides long. RefSeq lists its product as uncharacterized. Lineage: Eukaryota; Metazoa; Arthropoda; Insecta; Blattodea; Termopsidae. The record is from RefSeq and is a predicted model, not a curated record.
AAAGAGCAUUGUUGCUUUCGAAACAGGAAUUGAAUUGUUUCGUCUCCAGUGUUACAUAAAUAAACAAGUAUUAGUGACGAAAAUGGCAGGAUUUGUGUUGGAGAAAAUGUUUCUGCUUGCAAGACGAAUUAUUCAUGGCUUCAAAUCUAUUUUUUGGCAACUACCAAGCGGAAUGAUCGCGGACAGCAGUGAUGGAUACAAAUCCGAAGAAUGGUCGCUGCCAGUCGUAAUUUGUGUGGAAGAGCUACAGUCUGGGAAGGAAAACGGGACAUCAAUUUCUAAUAUUGCUGCUGAAGGUGCAUCAAUAAUGGAGGAGGGUCAAUUUUAUACCUAUGUAUGCAGGGAUUCACAAUCCUUCACCACGUCGGAUCUUUGCCACACACCAGGAUACCAGGUGAUGAAAACACAAGGACAAGGACAUCAUGUACUACGACCUGAGUUUGCACCAGCAAUAGUCAGUGUACACAACCCUCAAGUUUUGCAAUCGAGACAAUGCGCAUAUUAGGAGUGGAGCAGAGAUGUACUGCCUUGGCUUCAGUAUCAGUUACAAAAUCUAUUCUGAAACACGUGGAGAAGAUGUGGAGAAUCGUGUUUCCAGAGCAUCCAAUGCAAGUGAAGAACUCAGAAAAGGAAAGUGUAGCACAGAAGAUUCAUAAUAAAUUCAAACUACUACUACUAUUACUACUACUACUAUGGCGUAACAGCCCAAAAUCGAGCCCUAGCCUCCUCAAUAAAUUCAAACUAGCACUGGCCAAAGUAGCCAAGUCCAAAAUUACGGUUUGCAGAGCAUUGAACCAUAAUUUAUUUUGCAAAACACAAGGGAAUUACGCUUUGAUCUUCUUACCGUGUUGGUCGGCAAAUUAAUAGCUCUUGACAAACAUAUAAAUGAUUCCAUGACCAAAGCCCACAUGAAAAUUCCGCAAAGAAAGAAUCCCACAGUCAUAAAUGCUCACAUGAAAAACGCUCACACUGAAAAAUGCUCACACGGAUAAAUCCUUACAAGGAUAAAUGCUCACACGAACGAAUUCUCACACAGAAAAAUGCGCACAUAGAAAAUAUCUCACAUUCACCUAUCCUUGGUCCACGUUGGCCAAAUUUGAAUUUGUAAACUACAAAUAAUGUGAGAAUUAUUCUAUGUUCGUAUUUUUCUGUUUGAGCAUUCGUCCGUGUGAGCAUUUAUCCGUGUAAGCAUUUUUCCGUGUGGGCAAUUAUCCGUGUGGGUAUUUCUCAUGUGAGCAUUUAUGACAGUGUGUUCCUUUCUGUGCGGAAUUUUCGUGUGGGCUUUCUUCACGUGCGCAUUUAUCUUUUCACCCACAGAAAUAUGUUACUUCUUCUGGUGAUGUGUACAGAAAUGUAAAGUGACUUAUUUAAAAUACUUUGACUUGUACUGCAAUAAAGCAUAGGUAACAUAAGUAACAUUUUUCCAUUGAUGUCAUUUUCAGGAGCAAGAACAAGCAGAAUGUUUUGAUUUUGCUACAGACCAAUGUUUCACAGACUUGUUUGUUCACAGAAUAUCAAACCACAACUAACAUUGCAGAUAUAAAAUGAACAUGGAUAAAGGCAAGGGGAAGAAAACAACUUUCUGUAGCAUACUUAGAAAUUCUGAAAAGAAACGUUAAACAUUUAUUACUGCAAACUUUUCCACUAUUAACAAUAAACGUAAUGUAAGAUA